AUGUAUGGUGGUCGUCGGCCUUUUGGCGUUUCAAUGCUUUUUGUCGGCUGGGACAAACACUAUGGUUAUCAACUUUAUCAAAAUGACCCGUCAGGCAAUUUUCUGGGCUGGAAGGCUACAUGCAUAGGCUCCAAUUCGUCAGCCGCCUCGUCUAUCCUCGAGUCGGACUACAGUCCUGAAUGCACAGCGGAAGAGGCGGUUAAACUUUGCGUAAAGGUGCUUUAUAAGAUUAUGACGAUGUCGAAAUUGACAUCAGAUAAGGUUGAGAUCGGUCUUUUGCAACGAGUGGAAGAUAAAACCCAUAUAAAAAUCUGCCCUCAAAGUGAGGUUGAUGCUCUUAUCAAGCAUGCGGAAGCCACCUACCCAAGAGUAUCGGAUUCUUCUUCAAAGGGCUCUGAGGCCACUCUGAGAGGCGCCGAGAAAAAAUAA
Echinococcus granulosus is the source of this 429-nucleotide messenger RNA. Its product is annotated as Proteasome subunit alpha type-4. Gene Ontology annotation, cellular component: nucleus; proteasome core complex, alpha-subunit complex; proteasome core complex. The transcript is spliced from 2 exons. NCBI's taxonomy places the organism in Eukaryota, Metazoa, Platyhelminthes, Cestoda, Cyclophyllidea, Taeniidae. The record is from RefSeq and is a predicted model, not a curated record. The coding region runs from base 1 to 429 and encodes 142 amino acids.